Gadus macrocephalus (Pacific cod) is the source of this 5802-nucleotide messenger RNA. It is a transcript of the gene rnf217, whose product is annotated as ring finger protein 217. Bases 96 to 1844 code for a protein of 582 amino acids. NCBI's taxonomy places the organism in Eukaryota, Metazoa, Chordata, Actinopteri, Gadiformes, Gadidae. Gene Ontology annotation, cellular component: cytoplasm; ubiquitin ligase complex. The record is from RefSeq and is a predicted model, not a curated record. Gene Ontology annotation, molecular function: ubiquitin protein ligase activity; ubiquitin conjugating enzyme binding; zinc ion binding. The transcript has 7 exons. Gene Ontology annotation, biological process: protein polyubiquitination; ubiquitin-dependent protein catabolic process; positive regulation of proteasomal ubiquitin-dependent protein catabolic process.
AGCAGUAGGCUGCCUGUUGUGUUUUGUUUUGGUAGUCGACGAGAGUGGGGCAGGCGGAGCACCGCGCACUAUACCUGGGAAGUGACACGUCGGGGAUGGAAGAUGAUCGACCGAAUACUUACGGAAAAAAUAACAUGCCAGCAUUUAUGGGCAGUUUCGACGAGGCGAAUGAGACGUUAAGCCGCAGCCUGCCUACCGAAACUUCUCCUGCUGACAGUAAAGUUGACAGGUCGCUCGGGGCUUUGAGCCAACAUGUCAUUAGACAUGCGAACUCCACCGUUAUCUCGCCGAGAGGAGAGAGCGAUCCCGAGAUUCAGCGACGCGCGGUGACGCAAAACAACAUCGAGAACGGGGACGAUCAAGACACUCACGAUGGGAGCAACAAUGGGACUGGGAAUGGGACCAGUACGGUGGUGGAUAUUUUAAACCGCAAUUUUGGGAUAUUAUCAAAGUCUCACUCCCUGCAUCGUAGAGAGGGACGCAACAACAAGGACAUCCCUUGUGAGGAAAUCGCCACGAACAGUGCUGUCAUAUCCGAACAACGGGAUAAUGUGCCACCAUCAACCCCAGUAACACUCGAACAGCAAACCCAGAACGAGCAAGUGCUUUAUUAUGACCCGGGAACAGAGACGUCGGUUCCCCAAGAGGUCGAAUCGGAUUCCGAUGAAUGUUAUUACAACUGUGAAAGUAGGAGCCACGGGAACGCCGUAGACCAGUCUUGUUUUGACAAAGAACACGUGUACUGUACGGUCUACUGUAUCGCCAACGAGGGCUACCGAAAAGACUUUGAAGUCGUAGAAGAACGCCAUAAUGAAACGCCGACAGCCCUCCCGUCUGGUGCAGCAGGAGAGCUGCAGCAGACGAUGGCUGGGGAUGACGUCGUAGGUUCGACGACCCCCGAACUUUAUAGCCUCCGCGACCUGGGGGAUCCGCGAGCGUCGAUCCGACUUUCACGUGAGGAAAGUCGCGUGGGUUGCACCGCGCUGUCGAACUGCCUCGUGUGUCUGUUGGACAGGUCGUCCAUCGUGCCUCUGCGAUGCUGCGGGAAGGCCGUGUGUGAUGAGUGUCUGAAACGCUACAUCAGCUCCCAGGUACAAGUGGGCAAGGCGGACAUCGUGUGUCCCAUCCUUGAGUGCAGUGGCCUGCUGGAGGAGAGCCUUGUGGUGUCUCACCUGGCCAACGAGGAGCUGGCCAGAUACCACUACUUCCUGGAGUUGUGUCAACUGGAUGCGAGCACCAAGCCCUGCCCUCAGUGCAACCUGUUCACCACCCUGCAGAGGAACACACCCGACCGCUCGGAGCAUAAGUACAAGAUCCAGUGCAGUGCGUGUCAGUUCAUAUGGUGCUUCAAGUGCCACUCGCCCUGGCACAGCGGGCUCAAGUGCCGCGACUACCGCCGCGGGGACAAGCUGCUGCGGAAGUGGGCGAGCGUCAUCGAGCACGGCCAGAGGAACGCGCAGAAAUGUCCCCGGUGCAAGAUCCACAUUCAGCGAACCGAGGGGUGCGACCACAUGACCUGCACACAGUGCAACACCAACUUCUGCUACCGCUGUGGAGAGCGUUACCGCCAGAUGAGGUUUUUCGGCGACCACACAUCCAACCUCAGCGUGUUCGGCUGCAAGUAUCGCUACCUUCCCGAUAAACCCCAUCUGAGGCGUCUGAUAAGGGGCUCCGUCUGCGCCAGUAAGGUGGUGUUGGCCCCUGUGGUCCUUGUGCUGGUCGUGGUUCUGGGAUCUAUUUCACUGGUUAUAGGCCUGGUGGUUUUACCAGUGUAUUACGUGUGCAAGAGGAAGAAGAAACAGCAGCUUGCUCAGGGUUCUGAUAAAGGUGCUGGGACCUUCUAGCAAAGCAAAGGCCUCCUCUAUCGAGAACUUUGUUGUCAAAAGAAGAUCCUCCAUCUUUGCUUGUCACGUUCUCUGCAGAGUUUCCUUCCCGAUCUUCCCCUCUUUCCCUUGUUUUCCACUCUUCUCCUCCCUCCCUGGUGUCCUCCUGUCAGGGGGAGUUCAUGUGAAACUGGGGCCAAGUUGACUGCAGACAGGCCUGGCUACAGUUUACAGGAAUGUUGAAAUAUUAACGAAACAGCCACUGGCAGACGUGCUAACACAACAAUGAGGCUAGCAGGAAAAGAGCCAAUAAAAAGGAAGUUGACGGAAAGAAAACAUUACAAAUUCUUGCAUAACAUAAAGAAACUAAUAAAAUCGAUGGCCCAUCCUUAGGUUAUUUGAAUAGCUUUGAUCUUGGAUCAAAAUGAAAGCUUUAAUUGAACGUGCUAUUAGUAUAUACUUUAGAAUGGUGCUACAUGGAAAGAUGUUUUUGCUAUGAUUUCAAGAUUUCGUUUUGCUUUUGGUGUUAAAGAUGCCAUAUGAAGGCAAUCACGGUUUGCUCUUGUUCAAAGUUCAAAUUUAAAGCUUUAAAGACAGAAAUAUCUUUCAUUAAAAGGAGGCUGAUUGUAACAGAAUAAGUCUGUUGCACAGUUUGGAUUGUGACCUUUAGAGCCUUAAUGUUACCCAAACAAACACACACACACACACACACACACACACACACACACACACACACACACACACGUGCAAACACACACAGACCUAGACAGAUACACCUUGAACUGUGCCAGUGAGCAGAAGAUUUUCUAAAGCUUUAAAGGUUGUCACCCAGCAACCGCCAGCUUUCUCUCCGUUAAUCAUCACCCCCCCCAACUCAGAUUAUCCUUCUAUUCUCUCUCUCUCUCUUUCUUUCUUUCUUUCUUUCUUUCUUUCUUUCUUUCUUUCUUUCUUUCUUUCUUUCUUUCUUUCUUGGUGGUGCAUCCUCUCAAGUGUCUCUCUACCAUCCUCUUCCUCUGUCAACCAGCCGGUCAAAUGUUGAUAAGGUCAACGUAUAAAAUGACAACAAUAUAGAAUGUGGAUUAGUUUCUACUGAUAUGAAUGGGGAGUGAAAAUAGCUUAAAGAGAUAUUGACACAUCGUGUCCGAGGCACAAACAAGAUGUACCUGUUGGUGUCGGUGGUGACUCAGGCAGCAGGCAGCCUGAGUCUAUCAGCUAGUCCCCAAAUGGAUCCUUCCUUCCCAUCACACGUUUUGGGUUCUUUACUUUCUAUUUCGUAGCCCUUCGGCAUUUUCUUGCAUAGGAAGACGCGGCAACCCAAAACGUCUAGAUGUACACAAGAUAUCAACAAGAGACAAAGAAUUCACUCAACGAAAAGUUGAAAAGAAGUAUAUAUAUAUAUAUAUAUAUAACACACCAAUAUACCUAUUGAUGUGUGCUUGUUUGAUGGGCAUUUACUGAAGCCAUCACUAGACACUGCACCUGCUGAAGAGUCUGCAAACGUGUAUCAAUAUCAUCUACUUUCUUAAAUAAAUACAUUAAUUAUUUAAAAAUAAAUAUAUAUGAAUCUCCCACGGAAUGCCUAUAACUUCACACUACUGAGUAUCUCAACAACUGGGGAGAUGGGGUUAGAAAUAUAUAUUUAAGAACUCCUAUUUGUUACUUACUUAUUUGGCCAUAUGCUGUAAUCCCAUGCACUAUUCACAGGGUAAUUUUGCCAGUUUUGAGUUAUGGUGGAAUUUGCGGUUAUGAUGCCGGUUCGAAAAAGCAUAGUGGAAAUAUGGUUGCACACUGGUGUUCAUGAAAAUGUUGGAUUGCUGCCUGUAGGUCGCACUCUCUCAGGAAGAUUCAUACCCAUGGCUGUCCAUUUAAACAACGGCUGUGCCACUCAAAUGUGCGCAGUCAUGUAUUUACUGAAGCUUGCCAAUAGUGUUCAAUCGUUGCUUCGCAAAAGUAUCAGGUUGCAGGAAGGAAAACAUUUGAGUCGUCUAAUAUUUUAGAGGUAAAAUAGUUCAAAAGGCCUGUGUCAUGAUCUACGAAGCAUUGGGAAAUUUUGGACGUUUUUGUUUUUUGCAGAGGUUAUAUAUUAUAUUAGCAAUGCACAAAACUGAAGCUUUAAAACUUUUGUAUGGAUUUUCCUUUUAAUAAUAUAAUUAUAAUUUUUAUAUGAUAAUUAUUUGCCAUAGUUUCUUUCAUAUAAAAUUAUAUAAAUACAAUUGUAAUUAUUGUGAAUGUAGCAUAAACAUAUGCAAAUGUAGACCAGUACAUAUUCGUUUUUGGUAUUUUCACACCAUUUGGCUACAAUCCAAAAUUUGAAACAGGCAGUCUUUUUCUCAUUUUGGUUCUAUCUGUUGACAAGCCACCAUUAGGAACGUUAUUUUUUUCAUCCUCUCAAACAUUCAAUGUCAUUUAAAACAUCAGAAGUCUUUGCCCUCAAUAGUGCUAAAGUACGGCUGCUAAUGCACUGAUAUCCAGCUACUUUGUUUGGUGGUUUGUUUUAAUUCCAUGGGCAUACAAGUUUGACGACAAAUGAAACCUGUCCUGUACUCUAGCAUUUCACAAUAGCCAUACAAAGAGUUCUAAAACGGUUACUGCUGUCUGCAGUGAAAAUGUUAACGGUUGAAAUGUAGUUGCUAAUUCAAUGCCAUUAUUUGUGAAUGUUUUGCUUUGGUUUAUUUGUUGUCUAUUCCUCUUGUGUAUGAGCUGGCUCAUACCGUCAGGCCAUGUUACCUUGAAGGUUCUUCUGAAUGACAAUGUAACCUUGCCUUUACCUGUUAUUUGUGGUUCCCUUCCAAUGCUAUUCUUUAAAGGGCCCCUAUUUCUUUUGUACAUUUUAAAGGCCCCAUAUUUUACCAAAAGGUUUGAGAGUGAGACAUUCCAAUCCAUUCAAAAAUCGAUCCACUGGUUGCGUCUCAAGUGGGAGUGGCCGUUAAAAUGUAUGACAGAGAGGUCAAACUCCAGCCUAGUACUUAUUACGGUCCACCAGGGAAUUUAUCUGUCAAUCCCACAUCUGGGCGAGCACUUCCACUUGUAUAUUAAAAAGAAAUCUUGUAGCGUAUGACUAAUCACAAUCAACCCUGGUGGUAGAAUAGGGCCCUUUUUAAGAUGCUAUUCUGUUUGAACUUCAAGUACAAUUGUAGUAGGACUUUGUAUCCUAGAAAUUUGAAAGGGUUUAGGGUGAUAUGUAAGUUUCUGUCUGUCACAUCUACAAAUUGCCAGUACUUUGGGGGGUAGUGAGAUGCUAAGCUAUGCUAUGCUAGUGCUAAGACAAAUUGUUAUUUUUAUUUAGAUUAGGAGGGUUCAAGUCUUCAUGUGUAGUGUAUGUUCUAGCUACAUCGAUUUUGUUCCGUAUAUCUUUGCACAAUGUAGAAUUGUCACUUUAUUAUGAAUUGUAUCUUUGUUAGUCGCAUUGUUCCAGUAGAUUAAAACUGCUACUGUAAGAAAUCUAUGGAGAACCUGGUGGCAGUACAGAGGGGCAGACUUUUAGGCCGGCUUGAUGUCAUACUUUUAAGUCCAUCCAAAAAAAACAAAAUAUAUGGGACAAUCAACUGACAACUGUCGCGUCUUAAAAGUGUCAUUUCUCUGUAGUGUGUGUGUGUGUGUGUGUGUGUGUGUGUGUGUGUGUGUGUGUGUGUGUGUGUGUGUGUGUGUGUGUGUGUGUGUGUGUGUGUGUGUGUGUGUGUGUGUGUGUGUGUGUGUGUGUGUGUGUGUGUAAAAUGUUACUUAAUGCUGACCUUCCAUUGGUAAACAUAAUGUGUUGUGUCUGCCUUGAAACAGUCUGUGUACUUUGGUAAAAGCUGCUUUAAGAAGACAUCUUGCGUGAAUGACUUCAUUCAGAGGUCAAACCAGGUCCAUGUUCCACUACCAACUGCCACUCUUAAAAUGUCUGCUGUUAACUUUUUUGCUGUAUUGCUUUGUCAGAGACAGAAACUGUUUUCAACUGAUGGUUAAUCGAUAAUACAAAUAAAUAAGACCAAAAAUG